AUGAUCAGAUGUGCAAAGAAAACUAUUCCCAGAGGCAAGACUAAACACUAUCGAGUGUUUUGGUCUAAACACCUUGAGGAACUGAAAAGAAAGCGGGAUGCCCUUCGCAACACUGCUGUUGAGACUGGAAGAACGGAAGACGUACAAGCCUGGAGACGACAAUCAGCUGUCCUAAGGCAAGCCAUCUUACAAGCUAAACGGACUUCCUUCGACAAGUUCAUCUCAAAUAUCAACUAUCAAAGUGAUAGCCAACGCAUUUUCAAAUUCCUGGGUAACCUCCAAAACAACAAGGAAAGAAUCAAGAAAGAACCAAUACGUUUAAAAAACAAACUGCUUACCACUGACUCCGAAAUAGCUAACUGCUUUGCGAGGUUCUAUUCCCACAAGCAAAAGAAAAACCCUUUUGUCAGAAAAUCUUCAGGAGAUUUAAAAAUACAAAAAGCCAUAGAACUGAAGAAAGAAUUACAAAUCGAUGACAAACCAAAAAGCCUCUCUCUCCCCAUGAACCCAUUAGCAGACACUGAUGUAGUGUGUUACACCCAACUCCUUGACUUCUUCAGGAAAUCAAACACCCCUCCAGAGCAAAUGCGCUCACUGGCCCUUGAGACAAUCAAUGUCAACUAUCCUGGAGAUCAAUGGCUCCAAAUCUUCACUGAAAACCAAGCAAAUAUUGCAGCGAGACACAAAAGAUCCGCUAUUGAAGGAGAAAUAGAGGCCAUUAGGAUAGCACUAUGCCAAUUAUUUUGCCUGGAUACGAAAUUCACCAAAGUGGUGUUACUUUUGGACUCGCAGUCAGCAAUAAACUCAAUUGGAAACAGAGAGCCACCCAAAACAGCUGAGAUAAAGGAAUGUAGAAAACUCUAUGAGCUGCUGGGAGAAAAGAACAAAACAGUGGUCCUACAAUGGAUUCCUGGUCACUGUGGCAUUAAAGGCAAUGAGCUUGCUGACACACUUGCUAAGAAGGGGACAACGACUUUGCAAUGCAUGGGCCGGCCGAUGUCUUCCCACACAAUGAGAAUUCAAGACCUCAUGGUGUAA
Molecule: messenger RNA, 1038 nt
Organism: Rodentolepis nana
Lineage: Eukaryota; Metazoa; Platyhelminthes; Cestoda; Cyclophyllidea; Hymenolepididae
Source: the annotation of a GenBank genome assembly